Molecule: messenger RNA, 423 nt
Organism: Paramecium primaurelia
Lineage: Eukaryota; Ciliophora; Oligohymenophorea; Peniculida; Parameciidae
Source: the annotation of a GenBank genome assembly
AUGCUAUUAUUCUUUUUUUUAUUGAGCUGUUCGAGAAAAAGAAUUAAUCUGUUCAAAGAUAUAGUGGAAGAUAAAGAACAAUUAACUCAAGCAUAAUAAGUUGCCUUAAGCAUUUCAGAGAAGAUGACAACAACAAAGUGGAUAACCUAUUUAUUUGAGAAUUAUAACUCAUAAAUAUCUGUAUUAAAUAAAGCUUGCUUAUUUACUAAAGUAAUAUUAUUUUCUUAAGUAAAAAUCAAAAAUGUUUAAUGGAUAUACUUUAAUUGUUAUAAUAACAAUAUCAAUAUGAAUUAAUUAUUUUUAGUAUUGAUUGUUUUGACAGUAUUCUCAAUGCUUAUAGAUUAUAUUUUCAUUAUUGUUAUGUUGAGUCUAAUCAUAGUUAUUUAUGCUAUACUCUCAAUCUAGUUUGGUAUAGCUGAAUGA